This is a messenger RNA of Musa acuminata subsp. malaccensis (wild Malaysian banana), 2858 nucleotides long. Its product is annotated as filament-like plant protein 3. NCBI's taxonomy places the organism in Eukaryota, Viridiplantae, Streptophyta, Magnoliopsida, Zingiberales, Musaceae. The record is from RefSeq and is a predicted model, not a curated record.
GAUACAAGGACAAAGCAGCGGGGGAGGAACAGCGGCAAGGGGUGCAAUCCCUGCGCCCGAGGGCGGGAAUAGUGCCGGCGCCGAUUUGAAAGAGUUUAGGAAAACGGGAGUGAUCCUCGGAAACGAAGUGGAGUAGAGCUGCGGAGUGUCGCCAAGGACGCUACUUUCCUCUCCCAAUCGCAUGCGCUGCCUCGGAGAGGUGAGUUUAGCCUCUGCAUGCAGGAAAGAUCUCGAAUCUGGGGAAGAAAACGACGCGAUCGAGAACACUUCAGGAAAACAGAGAGAGUCAUGUGUUUAAAUUUCUAGGGAUUUGGAGCUACUACAGAAUUGGGAAGGUGGCAUUCAGACAUGGUUGAUUAGACGGUUGACAUCGUAGAAUGGAUCGCCGGAGUUGGCUCUGGAGGCGGAAGUCAUCGGAGAAGAGCCCCGGAGAGACCGAGAGUUCGACAUCUGUAUCCUCUCAUUCUGAGAGGUACUCGGACGACCAGGAGCUAUCGAGGGCUUCUCCGAAUGAUGCUUCAGUCAGCCAAGCGCAGUCGCGAGAGGUUUUAUGCAAUGCCUCUGAUGGUGAAGUUCAUGAAACUGUGAAGAGAUUGACAGAGAAACUAUCAGUUGCUCUUCUGAAGAUAAGUGCCAAAGAGGAUCUUGUCAAGCAGCAUGCUAAAGUUGCAGAAGAAGCUGUUUCAGGUUGGGAACAGGCGGAAGCCGAAGUUGUAGCCCUGAAGCAGCAGCUUCAGACCACACUCCAGAAGAACUCUGCCCUUGAAGAUAAAAUUAGCCAACUGGAUGGAGCACUCAAGGAGUGUGUCAGGCAGCUCCAUCAAUCGAGAGAAGAGGAGGAGGAGAAAGUUCGUUAUUCCAUAUCCGAGAAGACACAAAUGUGGGGAUCUGAGAAGCAUGUGCUUGAGAAACAACUUGUGGAACUCACAGCACAGCUUGAAGCUGCAAAGACCAAAGCUGGAACAUUUGAUCAUGGAUUGAAAGCAAGACUUGAAGCUGUUGAGAAAGAAAACAUGGCUCUGAAGACUGAGCUCCGCUCUCAAUCUGAAGAUAUCCAGGUUUUAUUGUUGGAGAGGGAGCUAAGCAAUAAAGCAGCAGAAACAGCUAGCAAGCAGCACUUAGAGAGCAUAAAAAAGGUCACUAAGCUUGAAGCUGAAUGUAGUAGGUUGCAGAUUGCAAACCGUAGAUCAUCUUCUGCAAGUGUUCACAAGCCCAUUUCAAGCUUAGCUUGCGUGGAAUCUCUCACUGACAGUCAAUCAGAUAGCGGGGAGCGGUCCCUCGGUGGUAUAGAUAACGGACCUGGAUGCUCAGAUUCAUGGGCAUCUGCAUUAAUUGCUGAGCUUGAUCAGUUCAAGAGUGAGAAGGCAGAUUCAAGGAUCCUCACCAGAUGUCCUGUAGAGAUUGAGCUCAUGGAUGAUUUCCUUGAGAUGGAGAAACUCGUUGCUUUGCCUGAGACUGAUCCUGAAAAUUCUGAUCUUGAACCAGAAGCUGAUUCCAACCAACUUGUUAGGAGAUAUAACCUCCUAGAAGUUGACAAAGAGUUCAUGCAUCAUAUGUUGAUCGAACUAGAAGAAAAGGUUGAGAGACUGGAACAUGAGAAAGCAGAACUGGAGAUAGCUUCGACUGAAUCAUGUAAUCGGCUCGAGGCAUCUCGCAGUCUGGUGACAGCAGCUGAGAGCAAAGUGGUUGAACUGCAAACCAAACUGGACAUGGAGAAUGAAUCAAAACAAACUGCCAUGAGCGAGUUUAUGGACUUGGAGGGAAAGAGGAAGGAAUUGGAGACUCAGCUGGAGUCAGCGUACUUGGAAAAUGGAAAACUUUGCGAGAAGGUAUCUUUGUUGGAAGAAAGUUCUAAAUCUGAGAGGGAAUCAUCUUUCGAACUCAAAGCUUCAAUAGAUAAUACUGAGGCUGCUAGAGAGGCACUGAACUCUCAGCUAGAAUCAGCUCAUUCACAACUUAGCAGCCUAAAUGAGACUAUUGGAGUAUUAGAACAACAGGUAAAGGAGGAACGGGCAUUUUCUUCAGAGUUGGCAUCAAAAGUGAAGGCGUUGGAGUCUCAGCUUGAACACGCACAUUCCGAAGCAAGUAAGCUACAGGAGAAGGUUAACUUUUGGGAACUGAAAGCAGAGGAGGAGACUAAAUUAUCUGCAGAAAUUGCAAUUAAACUAGAAGCUACAGAGGCAGCAAGAAAGAAACUGGAGCUUGAGCUUCAAUCAGCACAUGAGUUUGCCACUAAAGCAGAGGCUAUAGAAGCAGCAAAAAAGGCACUAGAAAUUCAACUUGAUUCAGCACUCGGAGAAACCGGGAAGCUGAGCGAUAAGGUGGCUUUGUGUGAAGCAAAAAUUGAUGAGGAAAGAGCCCUUUCUGCAGAAUUUGCAGCUAAGUGUCAUAAAUUGGAGGCUGAUUUGUCGAAGAUCAAGCAAGAAGCUCAUCUCCGGAGAGCUGCAAACCCCAAUCCAGAACUGAAGAUAAAACAGCAGGAGAAAGAACUUGCUGUGGCUGCUGGGAAAUUGGAAGAAUGCCAGAAGACGAUAGCCUCUUUGAACCGGCAGUUGAAAUCAUUGACAGAUUUGGAUGACUUCAUGCUUGGAGCUGAGAAGCUGGAACAUGAUGGAAGCUUGCAAGAUCCUGGUGGUAGCAAAGCCAAAGAUUUCCACCACAAUGACUCAUCAGAGGUAGAAGGCAGUUGUACUCUUCCUGAUGGAAAAGAAAGCAUCCCCCUCCAGUCUUCUUUCUAUUUGCUUUCAUCUUCAUCCUCGAGUUUGUCUGGGUUUGUGAGAUCAUUACCUCACAGUAGGAGCAUCAGUCAUUAGAAACAACAGGAAACAAAGAUGUUGGUGUUCGGUGUGUUGCUAUCA